CACUGGUGGGCACAGGUGGGUGGGCACAGGUGGGGGGCACUUCUGGGCACAGGUGGGUGGCACGUCUGGGCACAGGUGGGUGACACUGCAGAGUGGCACAGGUGGGUGCACUGCUGGGCACAGGUAGGUGGCACUUCUGGGCACAGGUGGGUGCACUGCUGGGCACAGGUGGGUGGAGCUUGCGGGUGGCACUGCUUGGCACCGAUCAUCAGGGCACUGAUCAUCAGUGCCCUGAUGAUCGGUGCCGAUCCCCGCUCUGACAACUGCCGGUUCUGGGCAGUACUUUCCUCACGAUCUGACAGCGUGAGGAAAGUGCAGCCGAGAACCGGCACUUGC
Messenger RNA from Staurois parvus, 336 nucleotides. The record is from the annotation of a GenBank genome assembly. NCBI's taxonomy places the organism in Eukaryota, Metazoa, Chordata, Amphibia, Anura, Ranidae.